This is a messenger RNA of Rotaria sp. Silwood1, 405 nucleotides long. Lineage: Eukaryota; Metazoa; Rotifera; Eurotatoria; Philodinida; Philodinidae. The record is from the annotation of a GenBank genome assembly.
AUGUUUCCCAAAAUUGUGAUUUUAUUGAUACUGUUGAAUAUUGUUUUAUGUCAACAAAGUGUAUUUGUCCCAUAUACAUUUAAUGAAGAAAAAUGUACAGGUAAUUAUACAUGGACAACUUGGUUUGAUACAAAUGAUCCUGAUAUGAAACAAGGCGAUUUUGAAAUAAUAAAUCAUAUAAGAGAACUUUUUCCUGAUUUUAUAUGUCUAUCUCCAAUAGCUAUUGAAAGUCAAACAUCAGUUGAUGAAAGUCCAUCAACAACAGGAGAUGUUUUUCGUAUUAGUAUUAAAGAUGGAUUUUUAUGUUUAAACCAACAAGUUGCUAAUUAUAAAGACAAAAUGUGUGAAGAUUACAAGGUUCGUUAUUGUUGUCCAACAUCAUCUCUUGAGGCACAACUACAAUAA